AUGGCUGAUUUAUUUGACAUGGAAGGUUUGGGAAUACCAGUAGAAAAUGGAUUUAAGAAUUUAACUAUAGAUGAUAAUGAUAUACUGGCUGGUCCAAUUUUAAAUUAUAAAUUAAUAGAUAAUCAAAAUACUCCUUCAAGAGAAGAAAGUGAUAAUGAAGAUCACACAAUAAAUGAUUAUUACCCUAUUCAAAGUAAACCAAUACACAUAUCCAAUAAAAAUAAUCAAAAUUCACUUCAUCCAGAAUAUCUUGAACCUGGAAAAAGGCCACGUAGAAGAUCUUCAAUAGUAUCAUCAUAUGAAAUUGUAAUAGGGAAAGAAGAUUAUGUUUCAUCCAGUUUAAUUGUUGAUAAUACACCAAGAUUAUCUGGACUUUCAGAAGAAAAUUUGAGAGAUUUAAAUGUAUAUAAACCAAAAUUAACUGAUUUUGAACCUAUAAAAGUUUUAGGUAAGGGAAGUUAUGGUAAAGUAUUACUUGUUAGAGAUACAAGAAAUGGGAAAUUAUUUGCUCAAAAACAACUAUUAAAAGCUUCAAUGAUUGUGAAUAGAGAAGAAGAUGAUGAUGAACAAGAAGAAUUUGAUUCAAAUAAUCCUAAAUAUCACAAUAAAAAUUAUCAAAGAACAUUAAAUGAAAAACAAAUUUUAGAAAUUGUAAAUCAUCCAAAUAUUGUUAAAUUAUUUUAUGCUUUUCAAGAUAAUAAUAAGUUAUAUUUAAUUUUAGAAUAUUUACAAGGUGGAGAAUUAUUUCAUCAUUUGUCAAUGGAAAAAUUUAUGAGUGAAAAAAAUGCUGCGUAUUAUUUAGCUCAGUGUAGUUUAGCAUUACAUUAUUUACAUACAAGAGUUAAAGUCAUAUAUAGAGAUUUAAAACCUGAAAAUUGUAUGCUUAAUUCUGAAGGAAAUUUAGUACUUACAGAUUUUGGAUUAAGUAAAGUUGCUUCAAAUGAAGAAAAAUUAAAUUCAAUGACUGGUACAAUACAAUAUAUGGCACCAGAAGUUAUAUUGGGUGAAGAAUAUGAUUAUUUAGUUGAUUGGUGGAGUUUGGGUUGUGUUGCUUUUGAUUUAUUAACUGGAUCACCACCUUUUUCUGGUUCUAACCCUGAUAAAGUAUUACAAAAGAUUAAAAAUUCCAAAAAGACAUUAAAAUUUCCAUUUUAUUUAAGUAAUGAUGCUAAAGAUCUUUUAAGAAAAUUAUUACAAGUUGAUCCGGAAAAGAGAUUUAAAGUUGAUGAAGAUUGGGAAAAAUUUAAAAAACAUAAUUUUUUUAGACAUGUUAAUUGGAAACAGUUGGAAAAUAUUGAAAAUUUAGGAGAAUCUAGUAUUUCAAAUUUACCUCCUAUUUUACCAAUUAUAACUGAUCCAAUAUUAGCUGAAAAUUUCGAUAAUGAAUUUACUGAAAUGGAAUUUACUCCUCAUCAACAAUCACAAUAUAUGACAUCAUCAUUUCAAAAUAAUAAAACUUUUUAUAUGAAAGAUUUUUCAUAUAUUAAUCCAAAAUUUAUAGAUAUAAUUCAUAAAUAA
Lodderomyces jiufengensis is the source of this 1518-nucleotide messenger RNA. Its product is annotated as putative protein kinase. Lineage: Eukaryota; Fungi; Ascomycota; Pichiomycetes; Serinales; Debaryomycetaceae. Gene Ontology annotation, molecular function: protein serine/threonine kinase activity; ATP binding. Bases 1 to 1518 code for a protein of 505 amino acids. The transcript has a single exon. Gene Ontology annotation, biological process: protein phosphorylation. The record is from RefSeq and is a predicted model, not a curated record.